Messenger RNA from Podarcis raffonei (Aeolian wall lizard), 9230 nucleotides. RefSeq names its product chromobox 6 (gene CBX6). The record is from RefSeq and is a predicted model, not a curated record. The transcript has 5 exons. The coding region runs from base 213 to 1415 and encodes 400 amino acids. NCBI's taxonomy places the organism in Eukaryota, Metazoa, Chordata, Lepidosauria, Squamata, Lacertidae.
ACGGCGCGAGCCAGCCCCUCGAGCCGCUGUCGCGGGAGCAGCAGCCCUCAGAGCCGUUCCCUCGCUCGCCCGCCUCAGUCAGUCAGUCAGUUACACACUGAGGAGGGAGGGAGGGAAGGAAGGCGAGGGAGCGGGCGGGAUUAUUAUGGGCUGUGGGUGCUGCUGCUGAGGGCUGAGCAAAAGAGAGAGAAAUAAAUAAGAAAUAAACAAAAAUGGAGCUGUCUGCAGUGGGCGAGCGGGUGUUCGCGGCCGAAUCCAUCAUCAAGCGACGGAUCCGAAAGGGACGCAUCGAAUACCUGGUGAAAUGGAAAGGCUGGGCCAUCAAGUACAGCACUUGGGAACCUGAAGAGAACAUCUUGGAUUCCCGUCUAAUUGCAGCCUUUGAGCAAAAGGAACGUGAGCGUGAGCUGUACGGACCUAAGAAGAGAGGACCCAAGCCCAAAACUUUUCUGCUGAAGGCUCGGGCCCAGGCGGAGGCCCUACAUAUUGGGGAUGUACAUUUUUCUGUCAAGCCUGGUUCUAGCACAUCCUCUCCCAAACUCCACUCCAGUGCUGCAGUGCACCGACUGAAGAAGGACAUCCGGCGAUGUCACCGUAUGUCUCGGCGCCCUUUGCCCCGCCCAGACCCCCAGAAUAGUGGAGUUGGUGGGGGCACUGGCAUCCGCCCUCCUGUCUCUCCCUUUUCAGAAACCGUCCGCAUCAUCAACCGCAAGGUGAAGCCACGUGAGCCCAAGCGCAGUCGCAUUAUUCUCAACCUGAAGGUUAUUGAUAAAGAUGGGAAAGUGGGAAGCAGGGGAGGAAGUUUGGCUCGAUCCAAGAUACCUUCACGAAACCGUGUCAUUGGCAAGAGCAAGAAAUUCAGCGAGAGCAUGCUUCGUAACCAGAUCCGCCACAUGAAGUUUGGAAACUUCCCGCUGUACAACAAGCCGUCCACUCCAGUCCCAUCCUUGGAGGGGAAGACAGAGGCAGGAGGCUCCCAGGGUGCCUCUUGUGGGCUCAUGGGCUCUUCUGCCUAUGAUGCCCGCAGUUCGAGCUCCUCUGACUGCCCCUCACCAGCUCCACACUCCUCAUCGGAUCCAGAUGAUUCCCCACCAAAGCUGCUUCCUGAGACACUAAGCCCAGCCAUUCCUGACUGGCGUGAAUCGGAAGUCCUUGAUCUAUCAAUUCCACCAGAAUCGGCAGCCACCAGCAAGCGUUCUCCUUCCGGAGGAGGGGGUCAGAUGCCAUCAUCUCCAUCCUCUUCUGACCCAGAGCAGGAGGCUGGGGAUUGGCGCCCUGAAAUGUCUCCCUGCUCUAAUGUGGUGGUCACUGAUGUCACCAGCAACCUUCUGACGGUCACCAUCAAGGAAUUCUGCAAUGCAGAGGAUUUUGAAAAGGUGGCAGCAGCUGGAGGUGGUGGUGGAGGCAGCAAAUGAGAGGCUGCCUUCUUCCUUCAGCGCAGUUGGGGGGAGGGGGAAGGGACAGGGAGGCUCUACUGCAAGAUCAUGCAUGGUGUGAAUGCCUGUUUUCUUCUCUCUCCUCCUUAUCCAUUCUUUCUCUCUUUGCUUGGAAAUUAAGAUGGUAGUAGAGGAAUGGGAAUGGAUGUGUUUGAAGUUUCCAAAUGUCACAGCUGCUAGGGGUUAUGGUGGGGCAUGAGUUUCCCUUUUGUCUUCAAGGGUUAUGUUGCGCUGAUUUGGACCUGGUGAAUAAGAACUUGGGUGAAUGGGUUCGUAUCUUUAAGAGGGGAAGGAUUUGCUUUUCCAUCCUCUUUAAUGAAACAGAGACCCUUUGGUCAACACAGGCAGAGUCUGCAUUCCUGUUUUCCAACUCUCUACACCUCUGUACCCAUCACCUUGCUCUUAUAUCUGUAGCUUUGGUGAGAUUGUAUUGACUAUACCCUAGGAAGAAGCAGCUUUUUAAGGGGAAGGGAGGUUGGAGAGUAGAUCACUAUGAUUAGGUGGGGGCUGCUACAGAACAUCUGGGGAAACUUAUGUGCCCUAAAUUUUCAUUCUGCUGCUGGGCACUCUUCCUCCUUGCAUAUGCCAAAAGUGCUAACUUGGUAAUUGUGGUAGCCCUUGGAGUCAGCCUGGGCACAUUCUAUCACUUCCAUCUGUCUUGAACCAUUUCUCAGUCCUGGUUCUAAGACACCCUGCACAUUUUUUUUGUGGCGGGCCAAACUAGAGUUUCUUCAGCCUUCUUAAGUUGUCAGUCUUGUGCCCUGCUCCUUCCUCUUCUUAAAGUCUGAGGCAUGUGUGUCUCCUUCCUGAAACCUGCUACGAUGAAAAGGAGAGGAGCCACACAUCCAUCUUCCAAUGUAGGAGGGAUGGAAGAGUUGUGCAGUGAGAGUGAGCCCUGUUCUUAUUAACUUAACUCCAUCAUCCUUCCAGUGAGGUGGGUAGGAGGAGGGCCUGCUUGUUACACAUUUCCCCAUCUGCAUCUCUCUCUAAGUGAGUGAGAUGGAAGAACAUUCGCAUCUACAAUUCCUAGGAUCUCAAACUGCCUCUACAGUUGCCAACCAAAGGUGCUAAGAACCUAUUGUAAAAUCUUACUGUGUGUCUCUUGGAUCUUUGUGUGUGUGUGUGUGUGUGUGGAGUGCAUGUGCAGUGUGUGUUUGCCUCUCCCUCCCAUCCACCUGCCAACAACAUGCUGUUUUCAUGAAUUCAUUCUGACUGAAACCUUUACAGCCUGUCUUGGAAGGAGGUAAAAAUGUGGCUUCUUUGGCUAUCUCCUCACCAUCCCGCAUAAUGGGUUAAUAACCAUGAGCUCAUAUAUUUGUGUCCAAGGUUCACUGCAGAAGUAAAACAAUUUCUGUAAAGUUCUGCUCUGUGUUUCUUCUGCCAUCUUACGUUCUAGCCCUGUUGCAAGUUUCUCUUUCCCCUCCUGGGUGCCUCUGUUUUGUUACCAGUGGCAUGUGUGCGUGCAAGUGUUGCCUGUCAUACUAUUUGUAAUCUUUGUUACAUUGUUUUUUUGGGGGGAAGGGGUGUGUGUGUGUGAGGUAGUAAUAUUUCUCAAGGGCUUGUCUGCAUGCUAUGCUGUCACUGAAAUAACUGCAUUCAGUUCUUAAUGGCAUCUCUCUUCCCUGUAUUCCUGUGUGAACUUUCUUUUUUUCAAGGGCUUGCUUAGUUGUUUUAUUCACUUUUACAUUGAGUUAAUUAUUUAUCAAUACAUAUAAAGACUGGUGCUGCAAAAAUUGUGGCAUUUUAGCUCAUCGGUAUCUCACAUCAGGAAGGACUUCAGACCUUUUUAAGCUGUCUCACCUUUUCCUCAUUGACUUUGCAAAGUUCCACUUGGCUAUAUCUGUGUUUAAAAAGAAGCCUGGACUUUGCCAAGUACAGGAUUGAGAGAUGGUGUGUUGUGAUACCUUAUUAAUAAUCUUAAAUAUGAGUGUCUAUAUAUAGAGAUGCCUACCAUAAGCAAAUUGUAUAAUGUUAAACAGUGUGAUUGUCUGUGACAGUUUGAGUGUAGUCAGUACCUAAAUUCAAAAUGUUGGUUUUCCUUUAUCCUGUCAUAUAACACCUUUUGUGUCUUUUAAAAUUAUUUCAAAACAAGUGAAAUCUACAUGGUGUGCAGGCUUAAGUUCCUCCACACUCCUUCCACUAAUGUGUAAGUCUAAGGCUUCUUGUAAUUCCACAGGCGCAUGCUUUGAAAUAGCUGUUUGUUGUUUUUCAUGAGUUCAGUGAGACAGGCUGUAUCAUUGCUUUGCCUCAAAGGAAGCGUGGAGGUUUUUUUUAUGGGAGUUUAUUUUAAUGGCUGUAGCUUCAAAGGUGGGUGGGUUGGGUUGUGGGGUAGAGAUGUAUAAUGGGAGAUGAAGCAGGGAGACUUGUAUUAAAGAGAAGACUUUAAAGGAGAGGAAAAAAUGAAAUAUUUUAUGAAGCUGCAAGAGAGGAACUAUUAUACUGGGUGGGGGUGCAUACUAGUCAAUCGUGUUUUGAGAUUGCUUGGUAUGUUUGUGUGGUGUAUGGUUUUGAAGUUUGUCUAAUAUUUGAAAAAAGUAAAUGGACAAUAUAAAAGGGAAUUUUAAUAGGAAACUCUUCAAAUAUUUUAACACGUGUUCUUGGCAGAUUCCCGCCCCCCCUUCCCUAGAGUCUCUUGUCACUUUGGUUUCUCUGUGUUUCAAAAGAGUAGGACAUUCACCUUUCUUGGAGGUGUUGGGAGCUGUUGUCUGUUAGAAGCUGACUGAUUUCAUGUAUGGUACCUCCAAUGGCAUCAGGUUGGCUCCCCCCCCCAAACAACUUGUCAGUAGUGAAAGGAGGGUGGGGAUCAACAAUAGCUUUGGAAUUUGUUCCAGAAAAAAAGGUCCCAGACUAGAAAUGGUCUGGUGGGAGGGCAGAUUUGCAUGAUAUGUUAAACACAGUUUUUAAUUUCUCCUUCAUGACUCUCAAAGCAGUGGGAUGAGGGGACACACCUGUUUGAAGGCAGUGGAAUAAACCCUUGCCCAGAGGGUGAAUUUAGCUAUUAUUAUUAGAAUAACAUUUAUAUCCCACUACUUACUGCAUCCCACAUCCCUAGUCUGUGAUCCCAACAUGGCACUUGUGGUUCUCCCUCUCGUCUUCACAAUGACCCUGUGAGGUAGGUUAGACUGAGAGAUAGCGACUGGUCCAAGCUCACCUAGUGAGCUUCAUGAUUGAGUGGUAAUUUGAACCCUGGUCUCCCAGAUCCACUGCAACAUGCAAACCUCUACACCGUAUUGGUUCACGGGGCUGUGUUGAAAGUGUGUCUUCAGAUGUCUACUUUCUCCACAGAUUAGUUAGCGUGGCACUUGAUAAACAAAUGGGAAUUAAUCUUUCUGAUAACAUGUGAAGUAGCUUUAGUAUGAAAGUGGGAUGCCGCCUGGCACUCAUGUCACAAGCUUCUGUUUCCUGAAUACAGAUACCAGCUACUCUUGUGCCAUGGUGCCAACACACGGGAUGCAUCCAGCACCAUAAUUUUGGUGCAGUGAUGGCUGAUGAGGUGGUACCAUACUGAUUCUUCUAGUCUACUUAGAACAGCAGCUAUUGGACUGGAAUUAAGAACAUAAGAGCCUGUUGGAUCAGUCCAGUUGAUGCCUUUGAGAAGUGUGAAAGCAGGACCAGAGCACAGCAGCUCUCCUCCCACUUGUGAUUCCCAGCAAUUGCCAUUCAGAGGCAUACUGCCUCUGACAGUGGAGGGAGAACACAGUCAUCAUGCAUAGUCACCACUGAUAGCCUUAUUCUCCAUAGAUUUGUCUAAUCCUCUUUCCAAGAUGGUGGCCAUCAAAAGGAUUAGCAGUCCCUGUCUGUCUCAUAGUUGAGUUGAGCUGGGUGAGUUACUACUGAUGCUCUAAAACUACAUGACUAAAAGUACUUUAAAGGCCAUUCCCUUGAGGAGGCAGGUGACAAGCAAAGCCUUGGCAGAUAGGUGAUUGUGAAACCAAUUGGAUGGAGCAGGGUUUAGUUGACUGCAUCAGUGGUAUCUUCUCCAUCUCCAUGCAGUAUGAUGACUCUUGUUGGGAUCAGAGGCUAGGGAUAUGGAUUGUGGUAAGUAGCCCACAGAUGCAUGAGUCACUCCACUUGUGCAGUACCAGGAGUCGCUCUGAUGCAAAGAUAAGCCUUCUGUUUUGGCUAGCAUUUUGACCACUUCUUUGGCAUUAGCAACCACAGCUCCUAACCAACAUCCCUAGGGAGUUCUAUGCUGCUAAGAUUUUACCAACCUGGUAGCUCAUUUGCUUGAACAUUCCCCCUCCAUCUCUAGAAAGAACCAUCACUCUUGAAGGGGGAGGGUCAGAUGCAGGUAAUGCUGGAAUGUAGGGUUGCUUGGUUUUGCCUUGAAAUUUUCCCUUUUACAGUAUUUGGCACACAACCUCCAAAAGCAGAUUGUGUUCAUCUUUCCUGUUAAGUGGCAAACCUUGUACCUGACACAUUCUAGCCACCAGAUGGUGACAGAGGGCUACUGUUAACUGCUUCAUGAUUUGGGCUGUCUUUUGCCUUGAAUCAUUGUGAAUUUUAAUGUAAUAGAGGAUAGGAUACAUCCUGUAUUCUUUUGCGUCUGUGCCAUGUUUGUUGUACUUCUUGUUCUUAGAGAGGAGAGUUUGAAUGGGGGGAGGGGAGGGAGAAAGAAACUAGUUUUGCAAAAAAAGAAAAGAAAAAAGGUUUUUUUAAAGGUAAUGAGAUUUUUACAGACAGAAGGAUAGAGAAUUUAAAAAUAUUAAAUGCAGUGAUUGCACAAACUGUAGUGAUUUUAGCUGGUCCUUAAAGAAAAGAGUAUUUUUAGUAUUUGUGUGUGGUAGGGAGGGUGGUGUUCAGGCCAUUCAAAUUGGGCAAGGGAAGAGCAAAAAGUAACAGUGUCUGAGUUGAGAAAGCAAGUCCUUAAAAACCUAUUUUCUCUUCCCUCUACUUUCUUUUACUUGGGGCGAAGGGAGGAAGAAUGCCUCCCAUCUUUCCUUCCUUUCUGGAUAUGAUUGAUCCAGAAUUCAGCCUGGUUCUGGCAAAGCUUUGUCAGAAGGGCUAUGUGGCAUGUUAUCCACUUGCAGAUUAACAGUUUAGGCAUCAAUAUGACCUACUGAGGUGAGAGCUAUUUGAUGAAGUGGGACAUGUUGCUGCUUUGUGGUUGUUCAGUAAGUAAAAGUAUCUAAGAUACCAGGCAAGCAGGAAAUAUGUGUUUUAGCUGUGAACCAAACAAACUAUUAGAAGCUGGCAAAACUUUCCUCAUAAUAGGUCAACCUCAAUGUAUACUGGGUUUCAUAACAAAGAAUUCCUUCUAAUUAAUCUAAUUCACUUUACAUCUUCCAGGUACAUUUUACCAAGAUGUUCUCAAGUGGGUAACAGCCUUGAUAUGUGAGGAAAAAGUGAUUAGGACCUUCGUGAGGAUAGCAAACACCAAACUAAUGAUGGCAGCUUGGGUUGCAGUGAUUGCUUUCAUUCUGAGCCCUGAGGGAAAGCAAGGUGAAAGGAGCAAGUAUGUGAUCAAGAUUUUAGCAAAAGAGACAUCAUGGAAGGGGAGAUUCCAUUAAAAGGGGGAGUGUUGGUUGGGUGUGAAGAUUGUCCCCAGAAUUUAUGUGGCACUGACUGGUGGAGAAUGGGCUGGCACUUUCCCUCCUGUUCCAAAGUGUCCAGAUUGGCUUUUUUUCCAUGAGUGCCAAUGCAAAAUCUGUAGAAGAGACCACCCGUCGUCCACUUCAGUAUCAAUUUUCAGACAGCAGAGGAAUAGUCUCCUGGUGUUUAUAGGAUACACCCUAAGACAAGAAGGAUGAAGUGUGACAGUUUUUGUUGGAGGAAGACUGUCCUGCUACUUGAGCAGUAUAUUUCUUUGUGGAAGUAGCUUUCAUGUUUAUCUGUUGCUUGCAAAAUUACACCUUUGCUUCUGUGCUCUUAAUUGUUCACUUCUUGUAGUUAGCAGCAAAGCAUAGUUGAAAUGGAAGUUUGGAAUCUGUUUAGGAAAAAGUAUUAUAUCUCCCAGAAAGCUAAAUCUUUCCUGCUAGGUUGUCCAGCUUUCUGUAUUGUGCAGAGAACUCAUUUUUUAUCCACUCACUAUUAUCUCUUUUUCUCAUCUGUUACCAACCAGUUGAACUGUGAUAUCCUUCCUCAGGGGGACUUGAGUCCCAUGUCUCUGUAUGUGCUAACCUAUAUGUGAUAAUUGGUUAUCAAUAGGCUAUGGGUGCAUGCAACGGGCAGUGAUAGGGAAAUUCUGAGAACAAUACGCUGGUCCUGUGAUUCCUGGUGAGCUGCUGAAAUACAGUGUCUCCCGUCUCAGGAGAAUUCCCCUCUUUGCUCAAUAACUUAGUACCCAUUUUGGCCACGGAGAACUACCUGCAAUCCUACCUCCAUUAUAAAAUGGGUGCUAUCUGAGCUGAGUCUUCCUGGUUAAUAAGCACCCAUGUUCCCCCCCUCUUGUGCGUAGGGGAGGUUUAGUUGCUUUGCAACAUUAUUUCUUGUCCACCAUCCAUGGAAGCUGCAGUUGUGUGAGUGAACAACAUUUUGGGUAACUGAGAUGGAGCAGAAAAUCAGGAAAAGGCAUCCCCGCCCCCCCCGCCCCCGUGCCAGAUAAUUAGGAGAGGCCCUUGGUCUCAGGAGGUAUAAGAUUCCAAGUGGGCCUUUGGUAAGGAAAUGUAAUAGGCCUGGAAUGGAUUUCACACUUAGUGCUCAGAGUCCUUCUGUUAUGAACCAUCAUGUUGCUAUUCCCCCUCCCCCCUUGCCUCUUCCCUUGAGGCUUUGCACUGUUUUGCCUGGUGCAUCCUGUGCUCCAGUGUUGCUUGCUUUGCUGCUUUUUUGACUGUCCACUAGUGGUGCAAGAGCUGGGAUCUUAUUUUCUUAUUACUGAAGUGUGUGUGUGUGUGUGUGUGUGUGUGUGUGUGUGUGUGUAAGUAAAAUCCUCCACUUAACCCACCACAGUGCUUUGUGUUAUGCAAAGCCAGCAUGGGCCAGUAGCAUGACCAUAAGGCUGAGAACUAGGAAUGUCUGAAUGCUGUGAUCUGCAAGCCACUUGGCUUCCAAAGUAUGUACUGAAGGAGGCUGUUCUUAUGAAAGCUGCUCCCAGCACUUAUGAACAGCCCUAAUUGUAUUUAGUAUUUUCCCCAUAAAAUGUUUAGCUUUCACCCAAGUCAGGUUUUGCACAGCCACGAAAGAGGAGCCUGGUGUUGGAAUAUUCUUCUUCCAUGUAUGGCUUCCUUUCUCAGUUAAUGCAACAGCAACACCCUGAUUGCCUCGCAGUCUCUCCUGCCCUACUUGAGAGGUUUACUGAGAGGUUUCUUGAGAUUGAAGUGUCAGGGUUACUUAUGUAUGGCAUAUGAACAACAUCUGAAGCCACCUUUGUCCCAUUUAGUUCUUAUUGAUCCAACCAACCCAAUGCUGGUUGAUGGGCAGUGGCACUCCAAUAUCUUAAACAUUUCAGACAGAGAUUUUUCCCCCAGCCCCUUUUUAAUGAGGGGCGUUAGAGAUUCAAUGUGGCCCCUUAUUGUUUUCAAAAUAUGUGGUUUAACACUGAGUUAAGAGCUUCCCCCAAUGUCAUUGUUAUGCCCUUUGUGCCAGUUCCAUGUUUUCCUGAACGAUUAAUUGUGCCAUCUAUUUCAUUUCUCUUUUACUCCAGUCUCAGCCAAAAGAUUUUCCUUGAAACAGAAAGGUGGCGUGACACUGAAAUUCAUCUGUGCAUUUGGAUGUGCCAUUGCCACAGAUCAUAGGACCAAGGCUGUGUGUAGAUUGUUCAAGUGUAGAAUUUAGCUUCGGCUCUGGAAUUCAGCAUCUUGUAUGGGAUUGGGAUUUGAAAUUCAGCUUCGUAAGAAACUGCAUUCUUUAUCCUUU